AUUGCAGGGCAUCGGUUAUUAGAAUAUUACGGCAUGACUGAGUUUGUGAUGGCAAUAUCUAAUCCCAUUAGAGGCAAAUGCAAAGGAGGUACCGUUGGCAAGCCCUUUUCAGCUGUACUGGUUAAAUUAGGGGAGCUUUGUAUUAAGAGCCCUUCGUUGUUCAAAGAAUAUUGGAAGCUACCUGAGGUAACCAAUCAGUCAUUUACUGAUGAUGGGUUCUUUAGGACUGGAGAUGAUGCUACAGUUGAUGAAGAUGGAUGUUACAUCAUUUUGGGACGAGCCAAUUCUGAUAUUAUGAAGGUCGGUGGAUACAAAUUUUCGGCAUUGGAAAUUGUGGAGAUUGAGAUUGGCAUUCCUUCUGAGCCAAGCUCAUCAACUUUGGAGCAAAAUACAGUUGAAACUCCUAAAGUUGAGACAAAAGCUGAAAUUCCUAAAGUUGAACCUCCUGAAAUACUUGCGAGAUUUUUUCCUUGGAAACAUGUAUCCGAAAAAAAAAAGAUUUUGACUGCCAACAUACUGAUUCUGAGUAUAUACAUUUCCUUUUCACAUCAUCCAGCUAUAUCAGAAUGUUGCGCGGUGUGUGAAAUUGUUGUUCCUUACUCUGAGCUCAAAGGAAGUAGAGAUGAGGAAUUAAAACUUGCACUAAGAUUCCAAGAACUUUCAGAUUGGGCAAAAGAGAGACUUGCCCCUUAUAAGAUACCUAGACUUCUGUUGGUGUGGUACUUGCUGCCUCGCAAUGCUACGGGGAAGGUAAAUAAAAAGGAGCUGAAGGAAGGGUUGGCUUAUGACUUAUGA
This is a messenger RNA of Nicotiana tabacum (common tobacco), 795 nucleotides long. The record is from RefSeq and is a predicted model, not a curated record. Lineage: Eukaryota; Viridiplantae; Streptophyta; Magnoliopsida; Solanales; Solanaceae.